Paecilomyces variotii is the source of this 1806-nucleotide messenger RNA. Its product is annotated as pseudouridylate synthase 3. Gene Ontology annotation, cellular component: nucleus; cytoplasm. The record is from RefSeq and is a predicted model, not a curated record. The coding region runs from base 1 to 1806 and encodes 601 amino acids. NCBI's taxonomy places the organism in Eukaryota, Fungi, Ascomycota, Eurotiomycetes, Eurotiales, Thermoascaceae. Gene Ontology annotation, biological process: tRNA pseudouridine synthesis; mRNA pseudouridine synthesis. The transcript has 2 exons. Gene Ontology annotation, molecular function: pseudouridine synthase activity; RNA binding.
AUGUCGAACUUCGGCGAGGCUCUCGCGCCACAGGGUCCUGAUUAUUCGACCUGGAGCACAGAUAGCUUGAUCGCCAGGAUCACAGAGUUGGAGCGCCAACUGCACGCUCAGACAGUCCAGCUCUCAGCCCCGGCACCCUCAGCUGGUAGCGGUUCUUUGUCUACAGAAACCGUCGCGGGGGUGAAUACGAAAGCUACUUCUGAGCCUUCGGUAGCAGCGCCAACGAGCCCCAAGCAGAAAAAGCCGCUUCCUCCGCCUGAUGACUUCACGCGCGUGGCCUCGCCGACCAAGCCUGCGAAAGUGGUGCGAGAAAUCGAUCCCUCGAAAUACCAUACGCGCUUCAUCGCCCUCAAAUUUGCCUAUCUGGGGCAGCGAUAUAACGGCUACGAGCAUGCGAACGGGAACACGACGCCUUUGCCUACCAUAGAGGAGGAAUUGUGGAAGGCGCUGCGGAAAACAAGACUCAUAUUUCCUACGGGAGCUUCCGGCGACGAUGAUAUUGGAGACGGACCUAGGGCUAUGCGGCCGUACUCGAUCAGCUGGGAUGGCUGUGAAUAUUCUAAGUGUGGCCGGACAGACCGAGGCGUGAGCGCUUUUGGUCAGGUCAUCAGCCUUCGAGUACGCAGUGCGCGACCCAAAAAGCCAGUAAAGAGCAAGAGCCCUCCUCCAGAGGUUGAGUCAGCCGGUAGCGAAGCCGACUCGCAGUGGGAUGAUGUUUCAAAUGAACUACCAUACAUACACAUCUUGAACAAUGUGCUUCCAGAGGACAUCCGAAUACUGGCAUGGUGCCCCCAUCCGCCUCCUGGAUUUGACGCCCGCUUUUCCUGCCGGGAACGUCAGUACAGAUACUUCUUCACGCAGCCUGCAUUUUCCCCGACUCCAGGACCUGCUGGAUUUGCGCGAAACGCAGGCAACCCUUACAGGGAGGGUUGGUUGGAUAUUGACGCCAUGCGAGAGGCCGCGAAGCACUUCGAAGGUGUGCAUGAUUUCAGAAACUUCUGUAAGCUGGAUACCAGCAAGCAGAUUGAGAAUUUCGAACGUAUCAUAUACCAUGCAGAUAUUGAACUGGUUGACCCCAAGUCGAAUCCACUGGGGUAUGUUGGGAAGCCGGGGUUCCAGCCCUUUAAAGACGGCGGCAACACUGCCAACGUGGCACAGUCAGAGGAUAAGUGGCCGUCCACCCCGCAGGUGUACACUUUCACUCUCCAUGGAUCAGCCUUCCUCUGGCACCAAGUUCGGCACAUGGUGGCCAUUCUUUUCCUUGUUGGCCAGGGAUUGGAGUCGCCUAGCAUCGUCCCCGAACUGCUGGAUAUCGCAAAGAAUCCUCGAAAGCCCGCUUAUGACAUGGCGUCUGAUGCUCCACUGGUGCUGUGGGACUGUAUAUUCCCUGACGAGUCGAGCGGUAGCCGCGCGGAUGCGCUCGAGUGGAUUUAUGCUGGCGAUCCAAGCAUCAGUGGAUCUCUGACUGGUAAAGGGGACGGCAAAUUCGGUCUCGGAGGUAUUGUUGAUGAAUUGUGGUCUGUAUGGCGACAGAGGAAGAUCGAUGAAGUCCUCGCAGGAGCAUUGUUGGAUCUGGCAGUGAGCCAGGGUGAUCAAAGCAUUAUCCAAGAUGGCCCGAAUGCAGUUAAGCCUUCUCGCAGUCAGAAAGUCUUCUAUGGCGGAAACGAGGCGAGGGCAGGUGGCAAAUAUGUGCCUGUCAUGAAGAGAAGGAAGCUGGACGCAGUGGAGGUCCAAAACGCAAGGUAUCUUGCAAGCAGGGAAAGGAGAACAGAGAGGAACCAAGGAGCCGAGCUUGACAAUGCAUAA